AUGGAAACUCGAUUUCUAUGUCAUUUCGCACUACUUUUAAUUUCUGUGCAUUGUGCAACUGCCGAUGAAAGAGAAUCGAAAGAAAAUGAAAGGCAAUUAAGAGAAGAAAUCACGACACAAUCUACUGCAGUAGUAGCAACGACUACAUCAUUCAGGCAUUCGCGAUGGUAUCGUUAUGGUAAUAGCUUCAAAGAAGCCGAACGUGGCUAUCACAAUGAUGACGAUGACCAUCUUGAUGAUCACGACAUGGAUCAUGAAAUGGAUGUGGAAAUGGAGGAUACAAAGGCCAUGACACAGCCAAAAUCAGAUUAUUGGGGUGGCUAUUACGAUUUUCUCAUAAAUGAGGGGAGUUACAAAUUCUGGGCAGUUUUUCAGCUUGCCACCGCUGCGCUGUUAAUAUACAGCGGCUUUGCAGCUCUUUAUUACGCCAAGGUGAAUCCAGCAACAACUCCCGACUACGAGGACUAUUUCCUCAGGAGAAGACGAAGAAGAAGACGAAGAAGAUCAUUCGACCUUAGCCCUCGAGAAAGAACAUUCUUAGGUCUUGGACCAGAGAAGGUUCAGCGAAUACUAGACGCGAUUGCGAAAGAAAUUCACUAG
Molecule: messenger RNA, 600 nt
Organism: Leptopilina boulardi
Lineage: Eukaryota; Metazoa; Arthropoda; Insecta; Hymenoptera; Figitidae
Exons: 3
Coding region: 1-600 (199 amino acids)
Source: RefSeq, a predicted model, not a curated record